Messenger RNA from Emiliania huxleyi CCMP1516, 363 nucleotides. RefSeq lists its product as hypothetical. The record is from RefSeq and is a predicted model, not a curated record. Lineage: Eukaryota; Haptophyta; Isochrysidales; Noelaerhabdaceae. The coding region runs from base 1 to 363 and encodes 120 amino acids. The transcript has 2 exons.
AUGCCGGUCGUCCUCGCGUGCUACUACGCCGUCGGCCUUCCCCUCGGAGGCGCCCUCGCCUUCACAGCUGGCUGGGGCGCGCGCGGGAUGGUGCUGGGCAUGUGCAAGUUGCUGCACGCCACCGCGCUCGUCGUCCUCGUCAGCCGGACCGAUUGGCGGCGCGAGGUGCGAGAGGCCGCGGCCAGGCUGCAGGGCGAGGGCGAGGACCGGCCGGUGGAGCUGGCUCCGGCGCCGGGAGUCGACGAGGAUGGCGGCCGAGAGGGCGGCGGGGCGGCAGAGAUGCAGGAGGGGCGGGAGGCCGAGAGCGGUCGCGCAGCGCUUAUUGGACGAGCGCCGCCCGACGGAGAGAGCGCGAAGGUGUGA